Molecule: messenger RNA, 1588 nt
Organism: Apis florea (little honeybee)
Lineage: Eukaryota; Metazoa; Arthropoda; Insecta; Hymenoptera; Apidae
Product: ionotropic receptor 84a-like
Cellular component (GO): membrane
Molecular function (GO): ligand-gated monoatomic ion channel activity
Source: RefSeq, a predicted model, not a curated record
AGAGAGAGAGAGUGAAUCGAGACGAAGGAUCGACAAACUCGUCGUUCGAUUCAUGAUGCACUCGUGAUGCGCGAGCGAGCUUUCGCCCAAAUCCAACGUAAUCCCGUGCACGCGUAACCGAUAGAAGACGCGACGCGAUUGGUGGGACGGUCGUAAAGCCUGGCCGUUUAACUUGAGCGGACGAACGAGCGGCCGUCGAUUAGGACUGCGCGGUGGGCUCGACGCACGUGUCAAUCACUAACUCGUCACGCGAUACACCGAUGAGAGAGGACCGCGCGCAAGGUCUGUUAGCGAGAUGGCUUCCAGGUGAUAUACCCCUCGCGCUCAUCCUCCUGCCACGCGCCGUUUCUACCCGAUAUCAUCUCUCCACUCGUCUCCACGACUUCGAUUACUAUUUUUCCCCGACUGAAUUGCCUCUUCCCAACCUGUCUAAUCGCCUCGAUCGUAGAUAUUUAUCGCUACGACUCGCCGAUUUAUCGAUCGGAAACACGAGUAGCUACUUCACGCCUCUAUUCUCGAUUUACAUCGUUUGCACGGAUACACAACGUCGUAACGUUGUAUACGAGCUUGGAAAUGUCUUUUGUAUACCUAAUAAUUUCCUCGAAGCGGAAAAAAUUAGAAACGAAAUCGCAGUGUCGGGUAGCAUCGUAUCGAUCGAAUUCUCUCUGGUAUUAUUCGACAACCUGUAUUUUCCUUCGAAUACGAUCCGGUGAAUAUUUUAGAUAACGGAUGUGUGUGUGUGUGUGUGUGUGCAAAGUCCGAAAGUUUUCCGAAUCAGUCAUCGCACGAUUAUUUCUUCGAGCGAUAUGCUUCUCGUCUCGCGAAUUCUUCGCUCGUUCGUGGCGAUGGCUAUUAUUCGGGGAACGCUCACGUUCGAUUCGUUGGACCGAUUACUCGAAGACGCGAUCCCCGUUCUAUUUCCACCGGUCAGAAUGUCGUUGCAUCUUUGUCGACUCGAGCAAGAGGACGCGAUCAAAUUAUCCAAGAGGAUGUCGAGCAAGCGUUUCAUUCACGAGAUUCGUCGAGAAUUCGAUGGAUUCGCGGCAAGGACGCACGAUAAUUGGGAACAUAGAGAUUUGUACGUGUUGGAUUUGAAUUGCGAUUAUGCGAUUCCAUUGUUGCGAACGGCGAACGAGACAGGUAUGUUCUCCGCGCCGAUGAAAUGGCUGUUGCUUCGAGAUCGAUCGUCGGUCGUUGGAGAUUCGAGGGACGAGAGGGAAACGUUGAAAGACAUGGCCGUAUAUCCGGAUAGCGAGGUGAUCGUUGCGAGGAAGAGAAUGGACGGUGUCGUGGAGAUAAGCUCCGUGUACAGACCCAGUCCCUUCCACGAGGCGAUCGAGGAGGAUCGAGGAAACUGGACGAUCGAACAUGGCGUACGAAUGCCAAAUCUAUAUCCCUCGUCGCGACGAAGAAGAGAUCUUCGACGCACGCCGUUGAAAUCCUGCCUCGUGAUGACCGAUCCCGAUACGAUCAACCAUUUAACUGAUUAUGAAAAUAAGCAUAUAGAUCCAGUUACGAAGGCCAAUUAUCCUUGGAUAAUGCACAUAGCGAAUCGAAUGAACGCAACGUGAGUCGUUUCUUCUUCUCU